Messenger RNA from Archocentrus centrarchus (flier cichlid), 4197 nucleotides. RefSeq lists its product as uncharacterized. The record is from RefSeq and is a predicted model, not a curated record. Gene Ontology annotation, cellular component: nucleus; cytoplasm. Bases 224 to 3346 code for a protein of 1040 amino acids. Lineage: Eukaryota; Metazoa; Chordata; Actinopteri; Cichliformes; Cichlidae. Gene Ontology annotation, biological process: regulation of transcription by RNA polymerase II. The transcript has 19 exons. Gene Ontology annotation, molecular function: RNA polymerase II cis-regulatory region sequence-specific DNA binding; D-aminoacyl-tRNA deacylase activity; DNA-binding transcription factor activity.
AUGUUGCUGCAGGCUUAAAUUUGCACGGAGCCAAACGCCACAUUUAGCUACUAAUUUACCCUUAAAUGCAUUUCUUUAAAGCACGUCUAACAAUUCAGGAAAGUGAAAGAAAUGGCCGUGAUUGUGUGAAGAAAUCUGUGGACGAACUGACAGCAGAAUUUGAAUUGAAAGUUGGAACCGGUGUAACGAGGAUUUGUGUCGACUAGACGGCAGAUGUUCUAAGAUGCCCUCUUAUGCUUUUCUGGAUAGUCUGGAGAAUUAUUUGAGGACAAGAAAGUUUCCUGUAAAUACGUCAAAAAACUUAAAGAAGCUGAUUAAUAAUGCCAGUAAACACUUCAUCUACAAAGACGGCUGUUUGUGGCGGUCUUACCGAGGCCGCCUUCUCCGUGUCGUUAGGAGUGACGAAGAAGUGCGUGACAUCCUGAUACAGUAUCACGAUAAUAACAACCAUGCUGGCUGGGGUCGGGCAGUGAAGGAAAUACUGCUGAUGUUUUACUGGGUUGGAGUGACCAAGGCUGUGAAGAAAUGGAUAAAAGCGUGUGCUGUUUGCCAGAAGCAAGCUCCUACCAAACCAUCCGAGCCACGCGUUCAGUUUUGCCUGGUUUAUGGUUGUGAUGCCUCCAGUUACAUACACCCCGAGCUCAGCUUCCACAGGUUUCCAAAGAAAGCCGAGCAGCGUCAGAAGUGGCUGGCAGUGGCUCAGAGGGAUGAAGGCUCACUGCGCUCAAGCUCCUACAUCUGCUCCCGACACUUUGACCCAUCCUGUUUCACCCAGAAUGAGGAGGGUCAGCUGACGCUAUCAUCAGAUGCUGUACCAACUAUCACGCCUGAUACAGCACAGGAAGAUGAGGUGCCCAUCCCUUCAGAUGAGGAAGCCCGUUCCAACACACUGGAAGACUUCCUCUCGGCUGCUGCUAGUUCACAAACCAAACACCCCUCUCAUCCAGCCACUGAUCAAUCUGAAACAUCUAUGGAACUGCAGGAACACCAGUACUGCUCAUCAGCUCCAGACUCCACCACAGUCCAGACAGUGAAGGAGCACACAAGGAGGAAGACCGUCAUUGAGGCAACCUUCAUGAUUUACGAUCAUAUCACCAGGUACCUGAGCCACAGGAUUUUACCUAUGCAAAGCAAGAAAAGAAGAAGUGCCUUAAGAAGGAUGGCUAAGCGCUUUGGCCUAAUAGAUGGAGUGCUGAUGUACACACGAGUUUCUCCACCUCUCAGAGUGCCCCGCAGCAGAGAGGAGGUAAACUCAAUCCUGCAGGAAUUCCACGAUAACAAGGGCCACUAUGGUCAGGGGAUCUGCCAGCGAGAAAUGGGAAAGCACUUUUACUGGGCCACCAUGACCCGAGACCUGACUAAUUGGAUCAACAACUGCCAAACCUGCCUUAACAGAACCAAGAGGAAGUGGAUGCGCUGCAGUGUUCUUGCAUGCACAAACUGCUGUGGACCGGUAGAAAGACGCCUGGGCCUCACCUUCCAUAAGUUUCCUCUUCACAAUGCGACCCUGUUCGCUCAGUGGUUGAAGGCUACCGGCCGUUCAAACUGGCAUCCUCGGCUCAGAUCUUCUAUUUGUUCAAUCCAUUUCACUGAGGACUGUUUCAACCGUAGUGGGGAGGUCAUCGCCCUAAAUCCAACUGCUGUACCCACACUCAUGGUCCACAGUGACUCAGCAGGGCCAUCCAGAGGUCUGAUCCAGCCUGCAGUGGGAAAGGAGGCCAUUUUUGCCAAGUAUGAUGCUGUGGAGCUCUACCUUACCAAACGCACUUAUCCACCUGGACUGAACUAUGUAGAAAAGAACACCUUCAGAAGGUUCUGCAAGAAGUUUGUCAUUAAAGACGGUGUGCUCCACAUGGGGAGGGGAGAUCGAAUGCGUUUGGUUCUGAGGAACAGGCAGCAGGUUGAAACUGCACUGCUGGACUAUCACAACGAUCUGAACCACCUCGACGUCAACAAGUGUCUCAGACUGCUAAACGAGAGGUACUUCUGGAAAACCAUGAGGCCUGAUGUUGUCCAGUGGAUCAACAACUGCUCUCAGUGCAGCAUGAAGAAGAGGAAGAAACCAAAUAACCAAGCAGAGGCAAUGGGAUCAGCGGUUCAACUGCAAGCAUCUCAUGACUUAGACGGUGUGAAUGAAGGCGACACUGAUAGCUGCAGUUCUAAUGGUGAUGAAGGUAGGGGGAGUGAUAGUGGCGCAGAGGGGCCGCUGGCAGUGACUUCCAAGGACACAGUGGAUGAACCUUCUUCCCUUUUGUCCUCCCAGACUGUAAUUCCCAACAACCCUCAGCCCAGAAUUCCCAUCCUCCUCCACCUGAAAAGGCCCAUCAACUUACAGCCCAGCUCUCCCAACAUCCCUUUUGUCACAAAGCUCUUGCCUGUGAAGACAGAGGCUCCUUCACAUUUUAAAGUACAGAAGGAUCCUAAAGGCUCAGAGGGACAAACUUGCAUCCAAAUUCAGGUAAAUCCCCAUCUAAAGAAGCCCACUCAACCUCAAGAGCAGAAAAAAACAAGUAGCCUUCAGGGCAACACUGGGAUACAACACUGCAUCCAAGCACAGGUUGUUUCAGACCAACGUGCUCCAUUGGAGCAGAUUCAGCCUCCGAGGCAAAACAGCGCUCCAGAGGCAAAUACAUCAACGCAAAUCAGUCAGCGCAGUGCCCAGCGCCCAGUGAAGAAGACAAGAGUUCUGGAGGCAAACUAUUCAGUCAAGACGAGCUCUAGCUGUGGUCUGGAGCCUGUGAUGGCCCUGAGCACCAAACCCUGGCCUGUCUUCACCAUCGGUAACGCUGCUCUGGAACAGGCAGCAAAACCCCCUCCUGAGGCUGACAGCUCAGCUGUUUUCCAUAGGUCCAUCAGGCUUCAGGCCCGAACUGUCGUUCAGCAGUGUAGCCAUGCGAAGGUUAAGAUCAAACCUGCUCUAGAUGGGACAGACGCUCAGUGGGCAGAGAUUCAGCAGGGAUUAGUUGUGUACGUGUGUUUCUUUCAUGGAGCCACUGAGGAUGUGACACACGACAUGGCCAACAAACUGAUGACCACCAGGCUUUUCCGAAAAAACGCUGGCCACUCCGUGUCCCUGCUCGACCUUCCUGGGAGUAUUUUAUUUGUCCCCCAGGACUCCCUGCUCGGGAAGACUGCACCCAACAGAAGGAUGCAGUACAUAGGCGGAUGUGAGCUGUGGUGGGGCGCCCAGCUCUUCUCAAACUUGGUCUCGGUCUGCAGAGAGCUCAUGUCAGGCUCAGCAAAGUGCACAAGUGCAGGUGUAAAGGUAGAGCAUGGACUCUAUGGACAGAAACAAGAAAUUUCCCUUACCUCUGUGGAACCGCUGACGGUGAUGCUGGAGUUCUGAGGUACAGGAUGUUCAGUACUGUGGAUUUUCUUAAAUCUCUAAUGCAAAACUUUAACUAAUUUUAAACUUAUUUUCCUGUCUUUGACCAAAUUCAAUGAAUACUUGCUCCUGUUCUGAGUUAGUCCUGAAUAUUUUUUUUGGCAUGUUUGAAAUCGUUGCCCAAAAAGAUCCGAGGUGGUCUUGUAGCUGGUAGUGACCACCAUGGCUGCAUUAAAGAGAACUCACUUUUCUAGAGAGGUUUUACAAAUAUUAGACCUCCUGAAAAUGAAAGACUAAAAACAGAACCUAUUUGCAUGUGAUGGUGUUAAUCCACUGCGAUAUUUGGCAGGAUGGUGAGGUGCCAGCAUUGUAUCAGCUGUUAAUAAACAUGUGGUAGCAAGUUUGCACAGAAUACAGUUGUCAGUUCACGCUAAUCCUUCAGUAGAAUCUACACAAAAAGACUCAAAACAGUUGGAAGUGUGCUCAGUGUUCCCCACAAAUGUUCUGCAUUAAGUUGUCAGGAUUUUCUUUCAUAUUGUAUAAAUCACUGAAAAAAUAAAAACAAAACUACAUUCACUUUAAAUGACUUUUAAUUGAACCAUAAAAGUAAAACAGAUAACAAAUGUAACCUUGAUGCCCUGGAACAUGUCAAAGGAGUUAUUCUGUACAAGAUCAAAUAACCAUUAUAAACUAAAAGCUUUUUUUUAAGGUUAAAAAACUUGACCCAGUCAUAAUUUUUUAAGGCUGCUACACUGCAGGACAUUUCUUGCUACAGUCAAAACUGUAAGUAAUAAUAAUGUUUUUGUUUUUUUGUUGUUUUUGUUUUUUUUACAAAAAACAUGAAACAGCGAUUCAAGAAUAAGCACUCUGAA